UGCAAGCAACCUGUAUGACCUAUGACAUGGUUAUCCUACGUACAGACCCUUCAGUUGUGGAAUCAAUGAUUUGUUUGAAUGAAGCAUAUCUGAACUGCAAAGAGUCAGUGACAAAGGACUGUAUGGAAAUGCUAACCGAACCUAAAGAAAAUGAGUCAGAAACCGUUUGACACAAAAAAUAAUCAUGAUCCUUUAAAUUUUGCAUUCUGUAUUCUGCAGUUUUUGAUUCACCAAUGUUUGUUACUUGUUCAGAGCAUCCAGUAUUAUUCAACUUGGUGGAGCUGCCUGCUUUGAUACGUACAUGACAUACAUCAAUUUAUGUAUUGUGCCUACACUUGUGAUUUAUUUU
Rhincodon typus (whale shark) is the source of this 349-nucleotide messenger RNA. RefSeq names its product synaptonemal complex central element protein 3-like. The annotation marks the transcript as partial. Gene Ontology annotation, biological process: spermatogenesis; reciprocal meiotic recombination; synaptonemal complex assembly. The transcript has a single exon. NCBI's taxonomy places the organism in Eukaryota, Metazoa, Chordata, Chondrichthyes, Orectolobiformes, Rhincodontidae. The record is from RefSeq and is a predicted model, not a curated record.